AGUUAUUUGUUUCUCCUCUUCUUCACACCUCCAGUCUCCAAUACAGGCUCACACGCAUGCACUUCCUCUCCCUCCCGGCCUGCCUCUUCAUGAUCUCAAACUAGUUAUUAGCUAGCUAGCCUGAAGAAAGUACUCCCGCUGUGUGUAGAGUAUUUGAUCCCUUGAGGCUGAUUUUACGAGCUGCUGGUAGCGUGUGGUGCUGAUCAUGGAGUCAUGCGUCCCUCCUGGUUUUAGGUUUCACCCCACGGACGAGGAGCUCGUCGGCUACUACCUCCGGAAGAAGGUGGCCUCGCAGAAGAUCGACCUCGACGUCAUCCGCGACGUUGACCUCUACCGCAUUGAGCCAUGGGAUCUCCAAGAGCACUGCAAGAUUGGUUACGAGGAGCAGAGUGACUGGUACUUCUUCAGCUACAAGGACCGCAAGUACCCGACGGGGACGCGCACGAACCGGGCGACGCUGACGGGGUUCUGGAAGGCCACCGGCCGGGACAAGGCGGUGCGCGACACCAAGCACGGCGGCGGCGGGCUCAUCGGCAUGCGCAAGACGCUCGUCUUCUACACGGGGAGGGCGCCCAACGGCCGCAAGACCGACUGGAUCAUGCACGAGUAUAGGCUGGAGACCGACGAGAACGCCGCACCUCAGGAAGAAGGCUGGGUGGUGUGCCGAGCGUUCAAGAAGCGAACAAUGCACCCACCACGGAGCAGCGUCGCUGGAGCAUGGGACCGGAGCUACUCGUACUACCACGAUCCCAUCGUCGCCAGCGCGGCGGCGCGCUUCAAGCAAGAGUCGCCGGCGGAGCCGGAUGGUGCAGCGGCGGCCGCCGCCGCCAGUGCCGCCCUCCUGCAGUACUCCAGCCGCCUCGCCGAGCUCCCACAGCUCGAGAGCCCGCCGCUGAUGGCGCCGCACCAGGGGAGCCACCUGAUGGCCUUGGUUGACGGCGAGGGAGACUCCGCGGCGACCACGGACUGGAGGGCGCUCGACAGGUUCGUCGCGUCCCAGCUCAGCCCUGACGAGGAGCGCUCCGCCGGGCAGGGCCCGGGCUUGCACCCGGAAUAUUGCGGCGGCAAGCCGCCGCUGGGGACGCAUGCUGCCGGGAACAAUGAGGACGCCUCGGACAUGGCGGCGCUUCUGCUCCUCGACGGCGUCCGGCACGGGGAAGCCGGCCUGCUGGGCUCCGUGGCCGACCCUGCGUGUCUGCACACAUGAACGCGGCGGCGGCAAUAUAUGGCAUCCACGGCCUGAACGGCUGAACCACACAGAUGCAUGGCAGCACACUAUAUCUAUACAUAUACAUAUAUACAUGUAUGUAGCUGAACGCUAGCCUUCAACGUCGUCCCAUCGUUUUCGUUUCAUGCAUGUCUGGAUCGCGUACUGGUCGUCUGCAGGAAGUGGAGCUUAUUUUGCCCAUCUUGGUAUAUGGUAGGAGUAAUUGCGUAUAUAAAAGAUAAGACAAGACAGUUUAACAAAUCGUAAUAAUCAAUCAUAUCAUGAAUAAA
Molecule: messenger RNA, 1497 nt
Organism: Sorghum bicolor (sorghum)
Lineage: Eukaryota; Viridiplantae; Streptophyta; Magnoliopsida; Poales; Poaceae
Product: NAC domain-containing protein 105
Exons: 4
Coding region: 206-1207 (333 amino acids)
Biological process (GO): regulation of DNA-templated transcription
Molecular function (GO): DNA binding
Source: RefSeq, a predicted model, not a curated record